AUGGCUCGGUUGAACGACUAUGCGGCCCCUGCCGAGUCUAUUGACGCUUUGAAGCGUCGAUUUGUGCGACAAAAUCGAGAGAUCGCACGAGUAAACUCCAUGCAGUCUCUGCGUAUCCGCAGCCUGGAGUCCGAAGUAUCACAUCUGCUUUCAGAGAAUGUCUCGCUUCGGAAACAGGUUAUCAACCUCACCCAGGAGACUGAAAGGCUGGAGGCAGGCAAGAUGCUACACAGCGGGAUCUACGACAUCAAGUCCAAGUUGGAUGCCAAGCUGGCCGAGUUGAGCAGCCUGGCGACUGAUCUGGGAUCAUUGCCCCGCCGUGUGGGCAAACUUUGCGACGAACAGCCUCAACGACCAAAGCAGGCACCAGAGUCGCGACCCAGAACUGACGACUUGUUUGGACCCGAUGAUGGCAGACUCCCCGCCAUCGUCGAGGACAAAUAUUACCCGCGACGAACUUUGGAAGCCCAAGAACUUGAUAGUCUCCUGCGUGACGAUCAAAGUAUUUUGGAAUCUCCACCUCAAUUCAGUUUCACCCCAGAGCCAGUAGAGGCCGACAUUGAACACUCCAGCCCUUCCCCGCCAGAAGUAACAUACAGAGCCCCCCUCGAGAGCGCCAUCGAAGAACCAGAACAUGAGGCUAUUUUACCUCCAACACUCGAAACCCGCAAAAAGAAAAAGAGGUCUACUUCGGUUCUCGCGCCGGAAAUUGGUCCUGCCCCGACCGAACCACAGCCAAGCCCACCUAUUGCCACAGCCAACAUCGCGCCCCCGGCCUCGACCAAGCGCAAGUUCAUACCAGAGGAUGAGGACCAAUUCGCCCCCGAUGUCGAAGAGGACGAGGACGAAUUCCAAUUCAGCCGACCUAGUCAUAGCCCCAAAAAGCAAACCAACUUCUUUGAGGUUACGCGAAAGGAUCCGUCACCUAUCAAAAAUGUCGAAGUGACAAGAGGAUCCAAGACCCCUAUCCUAGCCAAGCGCAAGGUACUUGAACCGAAGAGCGCAAAUUCCAACUUAGGCUCUCCCAAAAAAGCCCGCAUGUCUUCCCACCAGGAUCCCAAGCUCGUUCAAAAACACACCAAAGGCGACGAAAACACAAUUUCUCCCCAGAAGAACAUGUCUAUUGAGAAGCUCGGCGGCAAGACUGUGAGCCAAAAGCCGCGCACAACAAAACUUGCCCCUUCACAAAAAGAAAAGCGCACCAGCCGCCCCUCCCAACCAGAGGAACCAGUACAGAGUGUUCCUGCAUUAUCACCACACCCCAAUGCAUUGAAAGCAGAGGAAGAAUCCGGAAGUCGACCCUCUCGACGCCGCGGUGCCGUCGUCAGUUAUGCCGAGCCCAAUUUGCGUGAUAAGAUGCGUCGUCCCACGAAAGAAAUGGCUGAUGCAGUUGCAUUUGGCUCGAGAAGAUCUUCCAGCUUCCAGUCUGGUCGGGACAGCCUGGAUGGUGCAGGCGACGUGCAAUCCGGCAGUCUUCCAGCUGAUCACACCUUCGCGGAUCAAAACCCAAUUGCUACCACGGACGCUCCCCAACAAGAACUAUUGGCAACGGUGUCUCGUCGGAAGCGCAAGGUGUCAUCCGCACCAAAGGAGGACACCGAUGGCAUCACGACUACAGAUAUCAAGAAAGAAAUCGAGAACAGCCUUGCAGAUGUCUCCGCUCAAGUGUCCAGCGAAACACUCAAUGCGAGGCGACAGCCUCGACGUCAUUCGUCCAACCCCAAAAGCACUGCAAACAUGGCACAGUAUGAUGUGGAUGAGGAUGAACCACAAUCUCCGGUCGACUCCCCCGAGGACGAGGAUUUGUUCGCGCCAAUGAUCGAUGCCAGACGCGGCCGUGUUGCAGCAAGGAGAAAAAGCAUGAUGGUGUAA
Messenger RNA from Penicillium olsonii, 1872 nucleotides. The record is from the annotation of a GenBank genome assembly. NCBI's taxonomy places the organism in Eukaryota, Fungi, Ascomycota, Eurotiomycetes, Eurotiales, Aspergillaceae.